Messenger RNA from Chinchilla lanigera (long-tailed chinchilla), 2226 nucleotides. It is a transcript of the gene Chrna9, whose product is annotated as cholinergic receptor, nicotinic, alpha 9 (neuronal). Lineage: Eukaryota; Metazoa; Chordata; Mammalia; Rodentia; Chinchillidae. The coding region runs from base 4 to 1443 and encodes 479 amino acids. Gene Ontology annotation, cellular component: postsynaptic membrane; neuron projection; synapse. The transcript has 5 exons. Gene Ontology annotation, biological process: monoatomic ion transmembrane transport; regulation of membrane potential; signal transduction. Gene Ontology annotation, molecular function: acetylcholine-gated monoatomic cation-selective channel activity; transmembrane signaling receptor activity. The record is from RefSeq and is a predicted model, not a curated record.
AAAAUGAAUUGGCCCUAUGCCUGCCUCUCAUUUUGCUGGAUUUAUUUUGCUGCUUCCAGACUGAGAGCUGUAGAAACGGCAAAUGGAAAAUACGCUCAGAACUUGUUUAAUGACCUUUUUGAAGAUUAUUCCAAUGCUCUUCGUCCAGUUGAAGACACAGAUAAAGUCCUGAAUGUCACACUGCAGAUCACACUGUCUCAGAUUAAGGAUAUGGACGAAAGAAACCAGAUUCUGACCGCUUACCUGUGGAUCCGCCAGAUCUGGCACGAUGCCUACCUCACAUGGGAUCGGGAGCAGUAUGAUGGGCUGGACUCCAUCAGGAUUCCCAGCGACCUGGUGUGGAGGCCGGACAUCGUCCUGUACAACAAGGCUGAUGACGAGUCUUCAGAGCCGGUGAACACCAACGUGGUCCUGCGCUACGACGGGCUCAUCACGUGGGAUGCCCCGGCCAUCACCAAAAGCUCCUGUGUGGUGGACGUCACCUAUUUCCCCUUUGAUAACCAGCAGUGCAACCUGACCUUUGGCUCCUGGACCUAUAAUGGCAAUCAGGUGGACAUAUUCAACGCCCUGGACAGUGGCGAUCUCUCCGACUUCAUUGAGGAUGUGGAAUGGGAGGUCCAUGGCAUGCCUGCCGUGAAGAAUGUGAUCUCCUAUGGCUGUUGCUCCGAGCCUUACCCAGAUGUGACCUUCACUCUCCUUCUGAAGAGGAGGUCCUCGUUCUACAUCGUCAACCUCCUCAUUCCCUGUGUCCUCAUAUCUUUCCUAGCUCCCUUAAGUUUUUAUCUCCCAGCAGCCUCUGGGGAGAAGGUCUCCCUGGGAGUGACCAUCCUGUUGGCCAUGACCGUUUUUCAGCUAAUGGUGGCAGAGAUUAUGCCAGCCUCAGAAAAUGUCCCUCUGAUAGGCAAAUACUACAUAGCCACCAUGGCCUUGAUCACGGCCUCCACCGCCCUGACCAUCAUGGUGAUGAACAUCCACUUCUGCGGGGCUGAGGCCCGGCCAGUGCCACGCUGGGCCCGAGUGGUCAUCCUGAAAUACAUGGCCAGGAUCUUGUUUGUCUACGAUGUGGGCGAGAGCUGCCUCAGCCCACGCCAUGGGAGGGAGCGGGGCCACCUCACCCAGGUUUAUGGCAAACUCCCAGAGUCAAACCUGAAGACAGCCAGGAACAAAGACCUUUCCCGGAAGAAGGAAAUGAACAAACUCUUAAAGAACGACCUGGGUUGCCAGGGCGAGACGCCACGGAAUGCCGAGGGUUACUGUGCGCGGUACGAAACGCUGACGAGAAACAUCGAGUACAUCGCCAAGUGCCUCAAGGACCACAGGGCCACCAACUCCAAGGGCAGUGAAUGGAAGAAGGUUGCGAAAGUCAUAGACCGAUUCUUCAUGUGGAUUUUUUUCAUCAUGGUGUUUGUGAUGACUGUUUUGAUCAUUGCCAGAGCAGAUUAGGAGGCAUUUGAUAUGGGGGAGAAAUCAAUAAAAGUCCCUGAUCCGGGGAUAUAGCUCAGUAGCACAAGUUCUGCCUGGCAAGCACAAGGUCCUGAGUUCAAUUCCCGGUACCAAAUAAAUAAAUAAAAUUCCCUGUGAUUUACUGCAAUGUUCUUCUAAGGCGUUAUGCUCUCUGUGAUUUUUACUUUUAACUUCAAUAUUGUAGUUACCUCUCAGGUCAAAGUAAGCAAGAGAGCUACAAUUUUAAGGGUGGGAUGAAAAGGGAAAUAAGGAAGGACUCCUUUUAAUACUUACUAGAAUGGUGGGCAACUUGUCUCCAGUUUAUGCAAUUAUUUGUCUUUUCAGCAUUGGGGAUAACAAAGCAUAGCACAUAACUUCUCAAAAUUUAGAAUAAAAAAAGGUGCAAAACAAAACAGGCCUCUUUUCCCCUUAGUCCCUAUUAAAAUACGCUUUUUAAAAAAGGAAACUUUUUCUAGAGUGGCAGAUUUCAAGCCUAAUCUCAAAUAGUGGCAAAAGGGUUUUGUUCUACAUAAAGUCUAAGGAUUUACAAUUUAAAAGGGAAGAGAACAUUUUUGUAUUGAUGACAUCAUAUAUGUUGGUGGUGGUGCAUAAACUAAAGAUGAGGUCAUUCCUGCACUGUCUUUAAUUAAAGUGAGAUAGACAAGGUUGCUCCUGCAGUUAACCUUUGAUUAAAAUGAGGGAAUCUGCAAGCUGAGCUCAUUCAGUCGUUCAUUCACCUACUCACCGACGUUUAGUAAGUUUCCCCUAAAAAUAAUGAGGCUC